AUGACGAAAACAGUUGCACUAGUGUCCACACAACCCCCUUCCCUCCAAAUGUCGUUAAAGUCGAUACAUACUUUACGCCGAUGUUGUCGGCCUCUAACCACAACUACAAGAGGCACAAAUACUGUCCAGGAGGUUAGUCAAAAUAAACUAGUCAUUCCUUCCAACUCGACAGUUUUCUCCAUGAUUCAACCAACGGGACGAAUUCAUUUGGGUAAUUAUUUGGGUGCAGUUAAAAGUUGGAGGACCUUGUCGGAAUCAAACACUGAUCCUACCAAUAAAUUCAUAUAUGGCAUAGCUGAUUUGCAUGCUAUCACUAUCCCCAAGGAUCCCAUAGAGUUUAAAGAGUAUCGGUAUGCAGCCAUUGCGAGCUUAAUAGCCAGUGGAUUAGACACAUCCAAAUGUACACUAUUUUUCCAAAGCAGUGUGCCCGAACAUUCUGAGUUGAAUUGGUACCUCACUUGUAUGACAAGCAUGGGGGCCUUGAAUAGAAUGACGCAAUGGAAACUGAAGGCACAACAACUGGAUGACAGUUCGAUAUUGGAGGAUAAUGUGUUGGAAAAGACCAAAGCAGGGUUAUUUUGCUAUCCGGCUUUACAGGCAGCAGAUAUCUUGUUAUAUAAAUCAACGCAUGUUCCAGUUGGUGACGAUCAAUCCCAGCAUUUAGAAUUGUGUCGAAACAUUGCUAAAACAUUUAAUAGUACUUAUAAGACCAAUGUUUUUCCUCUUCCGAAAACACUCUUGACUCCAGCAAAAAAGAUCUUGUCACUUAAAAACCCAAAGAAGAAAAUGUCGAAAUCAGAUCCCAUUGCAACUUCUUGUGUGUAUGUGACAGACUCUCCAGAAGACAUUCAACUAAAAAUCAGAAAGGCAACAACUGAUUCCGUACAAGGGUCGAUAUAUUAUGACCCAAUUGAGCGACCAGGUGUAUCCAACUUGAUAAACAUUGUUUCAGGUAUUUCCAAUAAGCCUGUCGAUGAAGUGGUUAAGGAUAUGUCUGAUUUUGUUGACCAUAAGCAAUUAAAGGACUAUGUCACUGAAGUUAUUAUUAGUGAAUUUGACGACAAAAGACAAUUGUAUGAAGAGUUAAUGAAAGAUAAGGCAUACUUGGAUACUAUUUGUUCUCAAGGAAGAGACAAAGCCAGAGAGAUGGCGCUGGUUAACUUGCACCAAGUGAAACAAAUCAUAGGUAUGGAUUAG
Molecule: messenger RNA, 1197 nt
Organism: Candida dubliniensis CD36
Lineage: Eukaryota; Fungi; Ascomycota; Pichiomycetes; Serinales; Debaryomycetaceae
Gene: MSW1
Product: tryptophan--tRNA ligase
Exons: 1
Coding region: 1-1197 (398 amino acids)
Biological process (GO): mitochondrial tryptophanyl-tRNA aminoacylation
Cellular component (GO): mitochondrial matrix; mitochondrion
Molecular function (GO): tryptophan-tRNA ligase activity; ATP binding
Source: RefSeq, a predicted model, not a curated record